Molecule: messenger RNA, 594 nt
Organism: Abrus precatorius (Indian licorice)
Lineage: Eukaryota; Viridiplantae; Streptophyta; Magnoliopsida; Fabales; Fabaceae
Exons: 1
Coding region: 116-592 (158 amino acids)
Source: RefSeq, a predicted model, not a curated record
CCCUCCUCGCCCAAUCCCAUGCCAUCUGUUACACAUUUCCUCUCCAUGCACCUAACAUAAAUAUCCCCCAUUUUCUGCACUCUCUCACCCACCCACAGAGAACGAAGAACGAACCAUGGAGGGCAUCACCGCCACCGUCUACAAGGGUUUCAAGGAGUAUUGGAGGAGAAAGGGGUAUCAGAGGAUAAACGGGUCGUCGUCGGGUCGGAGGAGGAGGAACCGGGUCGAACUGGGAAGCACCCGAACCCGGAGGGGCCGGUUCUGGAGGUGGAAGAUCAAGCUCUCACCCAAGAUCCGAAUCCGAAAAAUCCCUUCCCCCAAGAAGAUGGUGGUGUGGGUGAGGGACGCGUACGUUAGGAUGAUGCUUGGGUUAGCCAACUCGCGCGUCAUGACCAUGGGUUCCUCUGCUUCGGGCUUCGGUGGGGCCCUGCCAGGGGGAGACACUAGCUUUGGUGGGUUCGGGCGGGCCCCACCCAAGGAGUACGAUGAGAAGAUGAUCAUUCAGAUCUACAAGUCCAUCCUCAUGGCUCACGGGCAGUUAGUUCCUAACGACGCUGCCAGAAUCGCCUCUCAGAUUUCUUGCCGACGGUGACG